UAUUUAUUUACACUAUACUGUUAUGGAAAAAGGAAAUAUGUUAGAAUCUGGUAGAUUUCAAAUGAUAAUGAUCACAGUAAGUUGUAAAUAACGGGUUAAAGUGGCUUUAGUUUUCACCUGUUGCCCCCUCACCUUUUUACACUCCCACCUUUACUGGUGCGCACGCGGGGGGGAGCAGUGAGGGCGGAUCGUGUUUCCAACACUAAUCUGCCUCAUCCCUCCUCUCUAACGCCAGCUGGUGUGUGUUGAGAAGCACCAGCAGACGAGCCGCAGGUGACACUUCACGUCCUGUGAUGCUAUUUACGAAACGAGGUGAGCUAUUCUCCUUUUUAUUGGGUUUCCUGCCCGGCUCUUAAUAUGGCACGAGCCAGCUCACAUUUGGGAAAGGGGGGUCGAGUGGGAGUUGCUAAAGUGAAGUUAACGGAAGUGCUUGCAGCUGAGAGACCCCCCCUCUCCUCCCUGACUAAUGUGGACUUUUCAGUGACAAAUCAGUUUAAGUUUAGCUAGCUUUAUUCGCAAUUUGGUAUAAAAAUAUAUAUAUUUAAGGAGCAUUUUUUGUUUAUUUUAAACUCUCGAAAGAUUUAAAACAUGGCGGACUUACUAUACUUGUAUGUUAUUUAUCAAAAGGGCAAAUUAUGUGAGUCUAAACCAACACCGCUAUUAGCUAACGCUAGCUAAACAGAUUGUCCGAUAAUGGAUUUAGGGGACGCGGUGCUUUUCUUUGAUGUGUCACGUGAUGUACGAUACUACAUCCACAUCAUUCCGCCUCGCCGGGUAACUCAUGGAGGCUCAGUCCACAGCCUGACGUUCUGGAGAGAAGGAAUGAAGUAAGCACUGAUGGCCCACACCAUCUCCACGUUUCUACUGUGAAAAAGGACCAAAGGAAAUAGAAAGGCAAUCACUUUCAGCCAUGGAGGACACCCAGCAGAAGGCCGCCCCUGUGGAACCCAGCCCUCCACACAGCCCGGCUCCCAGUCCACUGCCGAGUCCAGCACGCAGCCCGAUGCUCGACAGAAUCACUUUACCUACUGCAAACCACGUAGAGCACCUAAACGUUAACCAGAUCCAGGUGGUGGUCCGGCGCUGCUCAACUCCAAAUGUAACGGAGGAGACCACCUAUUUCAUUCCUCGCAACCCAGUCGUGGACGCCGGGACCAACACGGACCCACCCGUGGUCUGUUGCCCUUUGCUCCGCAAGUUUUGCCCAUGCCCGCCCAGAGGCCUGCUCGCCUCUCUGAUUACCAAAGUCCUUCUAGCAGCUGUGCUCUUCGGGGUGGUUUGGUCCAUCACAGGAGAGGAAUGUCUUCCAAAGGGAAACCUGUUUGGCAUCACAGUCCUUUUCAUCUGCGCAGUCGUUGGUGGCAAACUAGUCAGUCUCAUCCGGCUGCCUAAACUACCACCAUUUCCACCCCUCCUGGGUAUGCUGCUGAUGGGCUUAUUGCUGAGAAACAUUCCAAUGGUAACAGACGCCAUGCACAUUGACUACAGGUGGUCUGGUUCCCUUAGGAACAUCGCUCUGGCUGUUAUCCUGGCCAGAGCUGGUCUGGGAUUAGAUCCUAAGGCUCUGAAGAAGUUGAAAGCUGUGUGUGUUCGAGUGGCAGCUGGCCCCUGCCUGAUCGAGGCCUGCACCACAGCGCUGGUCUCUCACUUCCUCAUGGGUUUACCCUGGGUGUGGGCCUUCAUUCUUGGUUUUGUUCUGGGUGCUGUGAGUCCAGCCGUGGUGGUUCCCUCCAUGCUGCUGCUGCAGAAAGAGGGUUACGGUGUGGAGAAAGGCAUUCCCACUCUGUUGAUGGCCGCUGGCAGCUUUGAUGACAUCCUUGCCAUCACUGGGUUCACUACAUGCUUAGGCAUGGCCUUUGCUACAGGUUCCACGGGGUACAACCUCCUCCGGGGUGUUCUGGAAGUGACCGGCGGGACGGUGGCUGGAAUUCUCCUCGGCUUCCUCAUUCAGUACUUCCCAAGUGUGGACCAGAAAUACGUGGUGAUGAAGCGUUCCUUCUUGGUGUUGGGUCUGUCUGUCUUUGCUGUGUUUGGCAGUGAUGUGGCAGGCUUUCCUGGCUCUGGGGGCCUUUGCACCCUGUUGUUGGCGUUCCUGGCUGGCCUCGGCUGGGGGGCAGAAAAGGCACGUGUGGAGGAGGUUGUGGGGUGGGCUUGGGAUGUCUUUCAGCCUCUGCUGUUUGGACUAAUAGGAGCGGAAAUUCGCCUCUCCGAAUUAGAGGGACUCGCAGUCGGUUUCGGUUUAGCUUCUUUACUCAUUGCUCUUCUGGUUCGAGUUCUUUUCACCUACGUCUGUGUGCUGUUUGCGGGAUUCAACACUCGAGAAAAGGUCUUCAUAGCACUAGCAUGGAUGCCCAAAGCAACCGUGCAGGCAGCUGUAGGCUCCAAAGCUUUAGACAUGGCCAGAGUAAACGGUGACUCACAGCAGAUCAAGAACGGCAUGGACGUGCUGACCGUGGCUGUGCUCGCCAUUCUCAUCACAGCUCCUAUAGGAGCUCUUAUUAUAGGCCUCUGCGGGCCUCGCCUGCUGCAAAAACCAAAGAUGGCCGACUGUGGUGAGCGAGUCAAACCCAAUUUGUCCACGUUUUUUUUAGGAACUGAGGCAGGAGGAGACGAUGACGGUGAAACUCCAGUCACGUUUGAGAGUACACUCUAACCCCAUCUGCUGUUCCCACCUCAGACGUUUGAGCUGCUCUUUAGCCACCAAGUGGCUCGCCGUGGGUCAGCUCCUGAUGUUUAAAUCCGUCCCGUAUUUAUAGCCUCUGGUGGUUUCCCGGCCCCACGUUCUAAACAAAGACUGUGUGUGUCUGUUCUGUCCUGCUGAGUGAAUCUUUUAAAACAAGAUAUUUGACUCAGACAGGAAACAUUUAUCCAGGGUUCUGUUGUGAGGUUCCCAAAGAGCUUAAACGUUUAGAAACAUGGAUUGUUUAUACAGUUCUACACUGAAUCCAGCAUUUGUUUUCUGUUGAUUUUAAUAGUUGGACUAGAAAGGAGAAAGGGUGUAGAAACAAACUGCUGUUUUACUCUAGUAACAGACACACUGGGGUGAACGUGGGUCUUUGAAUGUGCUUAUAACCUAUGGUGUUCACACUGGACAAGCAGGGAGGGGCUUCUUCUUCUUUUUCUACUGUUAACUAGAACUUGUCUGCCACCUAAAAUUUGGAAGAGGCUUGGUACAAAAUAUUAAAGUGAUGUAAAUCUUAUGAAUCUCCAGGAUUUAUCUUUCACAGCUCUUUUCUGAAAGACUUGAAGUCAUGUAAUUUAUUCUGGGCAGAAAUGGCAAUUAUUCAUUCGUCGUCUGUGAUCAGUUUUCAAACAGUUGGCACUUCCGUAAGUUAAAGGGGACAUCAUAUGCGCCACUACUGAAUCUUAGUCACUGAUUGGUCAAAGUUUGACCUGGUUUAAUUUUCACUCACUAACCAUGCAUUUCAUAUGUACAACCAGAAAUUAGUCAUGGAAAUUUGCAUCAGUGCAAGUUUUGAACACGCAAAAGGCGCAUUUACAUAGACAUUUCAUCAGAAGUGGUCGCUUGAACAUGUGUUGCCGACGGAGGUGUGAACACACUGAAACCACUUCUGUCUUUUUCUGGGGUUUUGUGCAGUCCUCAUUUAAAGCAAUACCGUUUUUAUUUAUGUGAAUGUGAUAGUUAAGCAUGUUUGUGAUAAGUAUGUUUUUAUAUGGUGAUGACUGAAUUAUAUAAUUUACAAUAACAACCACAUUUUUUUACUGCACUACACUUGGGUUAAUAUAAAAUGCUAAAGGAAAUGCCAAGAGACAGACAUGCACAUUCUAUGCUUUGUUCUUUACGUUAAUCUAUUCAGUGUUGCUUUCAGAAGAGAACAAUUGUUUUAUUUUAUCACUGUAUACCUUUAAGAAUGUAUAGAUCCAUGCAGUGUUAUGUUUGUGUCUUUAAUUUGUUUAAAUUAAUAUAUGUGUUAGAGAAUGAUACAUUUAGUAGGUUUUUUUGUACCAAUAUUUUAUCUUUUUUUGUACCACAGCUAAAGUUCUUAUUGCAAAUAUAAACCAAAACACUUUGUACAAAUGGAACUUGCAUUGAUUGUUUUAUUACACUGAAUUUAUGGCUUUACGUGUUGAUCUGUCGUUAAGAUGCUGCAAAAAAUAAUAAUUGGGACUUAACAACAAGAUUAAGUAUUGAUGCUACUUUUAAAGAAGCUCAAUUAUAUUAUGGAUCAUAUUUGACCAAUAGUUUUUUUUAAGUCCAGCCAGUGUUAACUUACAGCUGGGAGAAUUUAGAUUGCGUUUUUACAAAUGGUUUUCACCUGUUAAGUCUCAAUCCUGUGCUACCAAUCUAGUAUUUCAAAACGUAGAUGCCACAAAAGAUUAUGGUAAUGUAGCAAAUUUUUGACCACAGAAUGUGCUAUCCAUUUAUGUACUUUCUUAAAACAUUUAAAAUGAUGUACAAACUACUAAUUUGUGUUUUUAUUUAGCCCCAUUAUUGUUGCUUCCAUUGACUGUAUAUAUAACUGAACAGAGUAGGUUUCCACGAUAUGGAUGUCGCCAUGUUGGAGCCAGAUGUCAGUGAUUGGUUUGAGUCAACGUUUCAAGAGAAACUACUAUCGCCUAUAAGGAGUGAGCUUGUUGAAGUUCACACCUCUUCCACUGAAAACGGCUCAAGAGACUCUGUCAAACGUUUGAGGUGAGGGCCAGUGGACAUCGGAUUGGUCAGUUUAUAACUUGGGAAAAAAAAAA
This is a messenger RNA of Oryzias melastigma (Indian medaka), 4707 nucleotides long. RefSeq names its product sodium/hydrogen exchanger 9B2. Gene Ontology annotation, molecular function: antiporter activity. The transcript has 13 exons. Bases 911 to 2653 code for a protein of 580 amino acids. The record is from RefSeq and is a predicted model, not a curated record. Gene Ontology annotation, biological process: proton transmembrane transport. Lineage: Eukaryota; Metazoa; Chordata; Actinopteri; Beloniformes; Adrianichthyidae. Gene Ontology annotation, cellular component: membrane.